Sander lucioperca (pikeperch) is the source of this 1987-nucleotide messenger RNA. RefSeq names its product clumping factor A-like. Lineage: Eukaryota; Metazoa; Chordata; Actinopteri; Perciformes; Percidae. The transcript has 13 exons. Bases 114 to 1547 code for a protein of 477 amino acids. The record is from RefSeq and is a predicted model, not a curated record.
GGGAGGAGAGAGUUUGGGAAUAAAUAGCUGCUGCUUUCUUUGAGUCGAGUUCAGAAACUCAGUUCAGUGAAAUCUGUUUGCUGUCGACCAGAACAACUAGAACAACCAGAACAAUGCUCCAACGGUGUGUUUUAUUGCUGCUCGUUGCCAUCGCAGCAGUUUCUCUCGCAGCUCCAGUCCCAGAGGGAACAACAGCUGACGAUAGAAGUGCAGCGCUGCUGGAUCACAUAAACAACGCUGCUACUGAGAGCCCAAGAUCUGAUGGACACACUCAAGCUGCUGCUCCUGUAAGCCCAGAGACUCAAGAUGUUGCUGACAGCGGCGCCUCUGAUGAAGAUUCAGCUGCAGCAACUCAAGCACAAGAUCCCGAGGAUGAUUCUGCUAAAAGUGAUGACAACAGUGACGAGAAGUUGAUCACUGACUCUGACUCUGAGACGGACUCCGACUCUGACUCUAAGACAGAGACUGACGAUGACUCUGAGGAAGACUUACUAAAACCAGAUGAUAGCAUCAGCAAGGAUGAUGACAGCCAGGAGGUGGAGGGGGAUGAAAUAGGGAGUGAGGAGCAUGCAGAGGAGAAGGAAGUGAAGGAAGAUGGAGAUAACUCUGAUGCUAAGACUGAUUCUGAUUCUGAUGAAGGGUCUGACACCAAGACUGAUGCUAAGACUGAUUCUGAUUCUGAUGAAGGGUCUGACACCAAGACUGAUGCUAAGACUGAUUCUGAUUCUGAUGAAGGGUCUGACACCAAGACUGAUGCUAAGACUGAUUCUGAUUCUGAUGAAGGGUCUGACACCAAAACUGAUGCUAAGACUGAUUCUGAUGAAGGGUCUGACACCAAGACUGAUGCUAAGACUGAUUCUGAUUCUGAUGAAGGGUCUGACACCAAGACUGAUGCUAAGACUGACUCUGAUUCUGAUGAAGGGUCUGACACCAAGACUGAUGCUAAGACUGACUCUGAUUCUGAUGAAGGGUCUGACACCAAGACUGAUGCUAAGACUGACUCUGAUUCUGAUGAUGAUUCUGACUCUAAGACAGGUUCUGACUCUCUGGUUGAUGAUGACUCUGACGCUAAGACAGGGUCUGACUCUCUGGUUGACGAUGAUUCUGAUGAUCAAACUGAUUCUGACGAUCAGACUGACGCUGAGGCUGACAUACUAAAACCAGAUGAUAGCAUCAACCAGGACACUGACAGACAGAUGGAAAGGGGCGAGGCAGGGAGUGAGGAACCAGCAGAGGUGGUAGGGGAAGAUAAGGUAGAGGGAGGUGAAAUAGAUCCUAUAAUGUCAGAUGAUGACAGCAUAAGCGAUGACAAAGACGUUACUCUGAGUCAGACUGAUGGUGAAAACGGAAAACCUGGCUCUGAAAGCAAGGACAUCAAUGACACACAGGACUCUGUGGAGGUGAUUCAGGACAACUCUGCAAACUCAGACACUGUGGAACCGAAGGAGCAGAGUCCAGAAACUCCCAUCUCCACUAAAGUGCCAUCUGCUGACCAACCAGACAAACCGGACGACUCCACCUCCACCACCGCAAUGGCCAUGAAUUAAACGCUCAGCCUCUGAACUGUGGAAGCUCAUCGCCUGCAGAGUCGAGUCCGCGAUGGAACACAGUUGCUAUGACAACAGCAGCAACAAGCUAAAACUGCAACUAAACUUCGACCUUCAGCUUCCUGUUUUCUCCUCUGCUCCUUGCUGAUUGGUUGUCUCCGCUUUCUUCAAACUCUGGCUUUGGUUUAGAAAAAUCUGUCUUCCACCAAUCAAAUCUCUGUCUGUCUGUCUGCCUGUCUGUCUGUCUGUCUGUCUGUCUGUCUAUCUGCCCGUCUGUCUGUCUCUGUCUGUCUGUCUAUCUUCCUGUCUGUCUUUCUGCCCGUCUGUCCCCCUCUCUGCCCAUCUGUCUGUCACUCUGCGUCACAUUAAACCAUCUGUUCUGUUUUUGUAUUCAGAAGAAUUGCUAAUAAAGUUUGAACUGUCAAAUCUUCUCUCACUGC